UUUUGACCUAAGGGCUGCUGGCUUGCUUGUAGCGAUGGAGAAGAAGUCGCAGUGCUAGGGUAUGGCGGAUUGGGAGGAGGAGAGCUGCAUCUUCGAUGGCGUGCAUCCGAAGAUGGACCGGAGGAAGAAGCUCAGGCUUGCUGUUGCGACAGCUUGUUCUGCCGCGAGUGCUGUGGAGCAGAUUAUCAACGUAAGUCCUGCGUCGUUUGGACUGGAAACCGGUCUCGCUCGUGACCAGGACGAAGAGAAACGCCAGGAAGAAGAGGAUGACGAGCUCAACGCGCUCUUCUUCCAAAGUGCAAUGCUGUCGGCUUCUCUGGCGCUUUCCACGGAUGCUGGGUGGUGGGUGAAGCCGAGAAACCCAGCCUGGUUUGAUAAGUUCCUGCUCGAGGUGCACGACCGGGAUAGCUGGUUCAACGCUCUCAAGAUGUCUCGGGAGACGUUCUUGUGGAUCUGCGACCAGCUGAAGCCGCUGCUCAACAAGAAAGUCACCACCUUCAGGUCGCCGAUUCCGGUUCCAUGCAGGCUGGGUGCCGCGCUCUACAGGCUGACCAGCGGGGCUGACUUGCACGUCAUAGGCGAGAAGUUUGGAAUCGGUGUGAGCAGCUCGCAGAGCUGCGUCAUUGACGUGGUCAGGGCGAUCAACCAGCACUUUGGAAGCUGUGUGAGGUUUCCCGAGAGGCUCAGGCAGACGGCUGCUGGGUUUGUCGACAAGUGCGAGCUUCCGAAUUGCGUUGGUGCGAUUGGUACGACGAAUGUUCAAGUUAUGGCUUCGGGAGACGUACCAAGCUGUUUGAUCGCGCUCCAGGCUGUUUGCGACACCUCGUACAGGUUUCUGGAUAUACAAUGCAAUGCUCAGCAUCCCCACAGUCCUGGUCUACUGAAAACUGGAGCGAACUUACUCUCGGCGGCGCAGUCUGAGAACUCUUCGGUGCACUAUCUUGUGGGUGGUGACAAGUACCCGCUUCUUCCGUGGCUGCUGGUCCGCUACCAGGAGGCUGAAACGCCUGUGAUGGCUGAGAGUUUUAACAGGAGGCAUGUUCGGGCGGUGAUCCACAUCGAACAAAGCUUCGGGAUUCUCAAGGAGACGUUCGAGAUACUAGCGAAGUGCGUGAAGCACAACGUCAAGUUUGUUCCCAAAGUCAUCGCAGCCUGCUGCAUCCUACACAACGUUUUGCUGGACAAGAACGAGAUCCCGGUCGAGAGCAUUCUCCAGACACUGAGGCUGGACGAGGACAGCCUUGUAAGAUACCACCAACAACACCACCAUCUACAGGCAGGCAACGGCGAGUGUGCUAGUUUAGAGGAGCAGCAGGGCCAGGAACUGAGAGACCAACUCGCGGAGAUGUUCUUCCGAAAAGACUUGUGAUGGGCGAUGUUCUUCGUGGU
Molecule: messenger RNA, 1389 nt
Organism: Selaginella moellendorffii
Lineage: Eukaryota; Viridiplantae; Streptophyta; Lycopodiopsida; Selaginellales; Selaginellaceae
Product: protein ALP1-like
Exons: 2
Coding region: 62-1369 (435 amino acids)
Source: RefSeq, a predicted model, not a curated record